GUGUAUUAUGAAGUGAAACAUCUAUGAAUUUAAUUACAGGUAGAGGCAUCACGUUCAAAUAUGAAGACGGCCGUGCUGCUUAUGUUCCUCUGGGGGUCGUCUUGUGCUCUUCCAGUUGCCAGAUAUCAAAACACUGAGUCCGAAAGCUCUGAAGAGUGGAUGGGCAGUUUGGCUCAGUCACCACCACCCCCAACGAACAGUGAGUCAUCAGAAGAAAGUAAAGUUAGCUCAGAGGAACAGGCAAAUGAUGAUCUCACUGACAGCACCGAGUCUGGGGAGGCCCUGGGUUCGGACAGAGGCCAGUAUAGACUGGCUGGUGGUCUUUCUAAGAGUACGGGGCCGGAAGCUGGUAAGGAUGAUGAUGAAGAUGACAGCGGAGAUGACACCUUUGGUGACGAGCCUGAAGGACCGUGGGGAGGACCCGCCAGGCUGGACAGCGGUGAGGACUCUGCAGACACCACACAGUCCAGUGAAGAAUCACAAGGAAACAGUGCCCAAGAUACUCCAAGCGACAUCAGGGACCAUGACAGCGAGGGUAAGGCAGGUGCCUCCACUCAGGACAGUGAGAGUGAGGAACAUCGGGUAGGAGGUGGGAGCGAGGGAGAGAGUAGCCACGGGGAUGGCUCUGAGUUUGACGAUGAAGGGAUGUUGAGUGACGACCCCGAAGGCUCCAGGAGCGACCCAGGCCACCCCAGAAUGAGCAGCGCUGGUAUCAGGUCGAAAGAAUUCAAAGGAGACCAUGAGCUGUCGAGCGCUCAGGAUUCUGACCACACCCAGUCGGUGGAACUUUCAAGCAGGAAGCCCUUCAGAAGGUCCCAGGUCUCUGAGGAAGACGAUGGAGGGGAGCUUGCUGACAGCAAUAGCAGGGAGACCCAGAGUGACUCCAUGGAGGACACCAACUCCAAAGACGAAAGCAGAAGUGAGUCUCAGGAGGACACUGCCGAGAGUCAGCCCCAAGAAGACAGUCCGGAGGGACAAGAGCCCAGCAGCGAGUCCAGCGAAGAGGCUGACAGGCUGUCCCAGGAAAGCAGCAGCGAGUCUCAGGAAGGGGUGGCCAGCGAAUCCAGGGGUGACAACCCAGAUAGCACAAGUCAGCCAGGAGACCAAGAAGACAGUCAGUCCAGUGAGGAGGAUAGCCUGAACACAUUCUCCAGCUCAGAAAGUCAGUCCACAGAGGAGCAGGCGGACAGUGAGUCCAGUGAGAGCCUCCGGCUCUCGGAGGAAAGUCAGGAGUCGGCCCAGGACACAGACAGCUCCAGCCAGGAGGGUCUCCAGUCUCAGAGUGCUUCAAUGGAGAGCAGGAGCGAGGAGAGCCAGUCUGCGCAGGACAGCCGUUCUGAGGAAGAGGGCGACAGUAGUGACUCUCAGGACAGUAGCCGAUCCAAAGAAGAGAGCAAUUCUACCGAGAGCACUUCAAGCAGCGAGGAAGACCACCACCCCAAAAACAUGGAGGCUGACAGUAGGAAACUGACAGUCGAUGCUUACCACAAUAAACCCGUCGGGGACCAAGAUGAUAACGAUUGUCAAGAUGGCUACUAGUGUUAGUUUGUCUAAGAAAUGGCUCUUAAAAAAUGUACUGGGAGCCUAAGAGUAGGGAGCUCACUACAACUAUAAUUUAUUGAUGUUUUAGCCAGAAGCAAAACCAGGGCCAUUUCUUUCUGUGUGGAAUUGCUGGACAUGACACUGUUUCCUAAGGUGCCACCCACUCCCUAGAAGUUUAAGUCUGUGGAAUGGCGUCGGAGCACACACAGAGAGAGUGGGAAGAAGGAAUGGUGUGCACAGUAGCUUCGCAGGUGAAGUGGUCCAUGGGUCACCACCCGACAGUUAUUGAGGUUCUGUU
Messenger RNA from Acomys russatus (golden spiny mouse), 1840 nucleotides. It is a transcript of the gene Dmp1, whose product is annotated as dentin matrix acidic phosphoprotein 1. Gene Ontology annotation, cellular component: extracellular matrix. Gene Ontology annotation, molecular function: extracellular matrix binding. The coding region runs from base 61 to 1539 and encodes 492 amino acids. The transcript is spliced from 5 exons. NCBI's taxonomy places the organism in Eukaryota, Metazoa, Chordata, Mammalia, Rodentia, Muridae. Gene Ontology annotation, biological process: extracellular matrix organization; ossification. The record is from RefSeq and is a predicted model, not a curated record.